Molecule: messenger RNA, 1705 nt
Organism: Alosa alosa (allis shad)
Lineage: Eukaryota; Metazoa; Chordata; Actinopteri; Clupeiformes; Clupeidae
Gene: srsf6b
Product: serine and arginine rich splicing factor 6b
Exons: 6
Coding region: 90-1157 (355 amino acids)
Biological process (GO): mRNA splice site recognition; alternative mRNA splicing, via spliceosome
Cellular component (GO): cytoplasm; ribonucleoprotein complex; nucleus
Molecular function (GO): mRNA binding
Source: RefSeq, a predicted model, not a curated record
UGUUAUGCUUGUUACGCAGCUGACGCUGAGACUCACUGUAGGUGUUGUGCCCCGAACGACUACCUAGUAGAGAAGUUAAACUUCAGAAUAUGCCACGAGUCUAUGUCGGAAGGUUAAGUUAUCAUGUCCGGGAGAAAGAUAUUCAAAAGUUUUUCAGCGGCUAUGGAAAGCUUUUGGAAAUCGACCUGAAAAAUGGGUAUGGGUUUGUUGAGUUUGAGGACACCCGUGACGCCGACGACGCCGUGUACGAGCUGAAUGGGAAGGAUCUGUGUGGAGAGCGUGUCAUCGUCGAGCACGCCCGUGGUCCACGGCGGGACAGGGAUGGAUAUGGUGGGGGUGGUGGGCGCAGUAGUGGUUACAGCAGCAGGAGCCGCAGUGGCAGGGACAAGUAUGGGCCCCCCGUCCGCACUGAGUACCGCCUCAUCGUGGAGAAUCUGUCCAGUCGCUGCAGCUGGCAAGACCUGAAGGACUUCAUGCGGCAGGCUGGAGAGGUGACUUAUGCCGAUGCCCAUAAGGAGCGGACUAAUGAGGGAGUGAUAGAGUUCCGCUCCCACUCGGACAUGAAGCGAGCCAUAGACAAGCUGGACGGCACCGACAUCAAUGGCAGGAAGAUCCGACUAGUUGAGGACCGUCCGCAUCGGCAGCGCUCGUACUCCGGAAGCAGGUCCAGGUCUCGUAGCCGUAGACGCUCUCGCAGCAGGAGCCGCAGGAGCAAGAGUUCCCGUAGCAACUCCAGAUCGCGCUCCCGGUCCAGAUCCCGGAGCAAGAGGAGAUCUAGUUCUAGGAGGAAGUCCCGAUCCAAGUCUCCUGCCCGCAAGUCCCGAUCCCACACCGGGAAGUCUCGUUCUCACUCCCGCAGGUCACGCAGCCACUCGGCGAGCCACAAGUCUCGCUCACGCUCGGAUGCCCGAAAGUCUCGCUCCAAGUCCCGCUCCAAGUCCGAGCAGGUGUCUCCGAGUCGCCCCAAGGAGAAGUCGGUCAGCAAAAAGUCCCGCAGCCGCUCGGCGUCGCCCGUGGAGAACGGGGAAGAGGAGUGUGCCAAGUCCACCUCCCGCUCCCCCUCUUCACGAGACGAUCAGCACGACUCGCCAGCUGAACACUCAGCCUCCCCAUCGCCGCCACGUUCAAAGUCUCUUUCUCGCUCCAGGUCUGAUUAAACCCAUCCCCUUGCUCACUCUGACACAGACAGGAGGAGGAAGCCACAAAAGCAUUUGGUUACCUGUUUCAGCCACUGAUGUCCAAAAUAUACCCGGGUAUGUUCGGUACGCUGGCUGUUAAAACUUCGGCAUAUGUACAUAAUUGUAAUGUUUGAAUAAGAACCGGGCAAAACAUAGGUUUGUUUGACAUUGAUAUGUUUUGAGGUGGAUGUUUGUUCAGUUUAAUUUUCAAAGAAAUUGGAGCUGCAUAGGUUGCUUCAAUACCCCUUUGCACUUUCCUUCAUUUGAUUUGUUUAUUUGUUUUAUUUUUGGGGUGCACUUUUGGUAGGUGUUUUCUGUGAAUGCUGCACAUUUGAUUUACAUUUAUUUCUCUAAAUAGUUUUAAUUAUCUAAAACAUUUAGUUGUAGGCCUAGUGUAGUUGCAGCUUUGCAAAGUUUUAGGAUUCUUGCAAUAUUUUUGUCCAUUUUCAGGACUAUUGUCAAUCAUGUCUUCUGUUGAAUAAUUUAAUUUCAAUUUAAGCUGAAAUAAAAAAAGUUUUAUUGACUUC